GGGCAGUGUGAAUGAGGGGCGGGGGGGGAGAAAAGGAGCUGCUGCCAAGAGUGCUUGGUCUCUUUCCCAUAGCAUUUACUCUCCAGUUUCACUUCACAUCCUCUGUCCCUCUGGUAGCCGUGCAAGUGUGCCCUGUGCAACCAUCCUUAGCAUACUUCUUCUCCAUCAGUUGAGGACCAGGUGAAAAAGGUGCCCUCUCUGCUGUAGCUUCCCAAGUGCCCUGGGGAUUUUUUCUGGAUGUCAUAUAAGGGCAGGAAAUGCAAGGAGCUGCCUGCAGCGAGGGUCAGCUUCCCAGACAUUGGGGAGCGUGGAAGUUGGUUGGCAAGGAAUGGGGGGCAAUGGGCUCCGCUACCCCAGCCCAGGGGAGUGCUAGUGCUGCCUGCGGAGAGCAGCUCUUUUAUGGCUGAUGGGUCCCACAGUGACUGUUAUCGAAUUCACUCCACGUCAGGUGAUAGUAGCCCUUCUAUGAGGCGUGUGACCAUGAUAAGGGAGAAAGGAAGAAGGCAGGCAGUCAGAGGCCCGGCAUUUAUGUUUAAUAACAGAGGUCCAAAUCUUACACCAGAAGAGGAACGAUUUUUGGAUGCUGCAGAAUAUGGAAACAUCCCUGUAGUAAGAAAAAUGCUAGAGGAAUCAAAGACGUUGAAUGUCAAUUGUGUUGAUUACAUGGGUCAAAAUGCCCUGCAGCUGGCAGUUGGGAAUGAACAUUUAGAAGUCACCGAACUGUUACUUAAGAAAGACAACUUGGCACGAAUUGGUGAUGCUCUAAUGCUUGCAAUCAGCAAAGGCUAUGUGAGGAUAGUAGAAGCCAUCUUAAACCAUCCAGCAUUUGCAGCAAGCAAAAGACUUACCCUUAGCCCAUGUGAACAGGAAUUGCAGGAUGAUGACUUUUAUUCCUACGAUGAAGAUGGCACACGAUUCUCCCCAGACAUAACACCCAUCAUUCUUGCAGCGCAUUGCCAAAAAUAUGAAGUUGUGCACAUGCUGUUGGUAAAAGGCGCAAAGAUAGAAAGGCCUCACGAUUACUUCUGCAAAUGCAGUGACUGCACUGAAAAGCAAAAGCAUGACUCUUUUAGUCACUCGCGAUCAAGGAUAAAUGCUUACAAAGGAUUAGCGAGUCCAGCCUAUCUAUCACUUUCUAGUGAAGAUCCAGUGCAUACAGCACUGGAACUCAGCAACGAGCUGGCAAAGUUGGCCAACAUUGAGAAAGAGUUCAAGAAUGACUAUCGUAAGCUGUCUAUGCAAUGCAAGGAUUUUGUGGUUGGUGUUCUUGAUCUGUGUCGAGAUUCUGAAGAAGUGGAGGCCAUCUUGAAUGGUGAUGUGGAUGCUGAACCGACAGAAUCUCAGAGACACCGGCCCUCUUUAAGCAGAGUUAAACUAGCAAUCAAGUAUGAAGUGAAAAAGUUUGUGGCUCAUCCCAAUUGCCAGCAGCAGUUGCUAACCAUCUGGUAUGAAAAUCUCUCUGGAUUACGAGAACAAGUCAUUGCCAUCAAGUGUCUGGUUGUACUGGUCGUUGCACUAGGGCUUCCUUUUCUUGCUGUUGGUUACUGGAUCGCACCAUGUAGCCGGCUUGGCAAAUUUCUUCGCAGUCCCUUCAUGAAGUUUGUAGCUCAUGCUGCAUCGUUUAUUAUUUUCCUGUGCCUGUUAGUGUUCAAUGCAUCAGACAGGUUUGAAGGCAUUAAGACUCUUCCCAACAUCACGGUCAUCGAAUACCCAAAACAAAUUUUUAGAGUCAAAACGACAAGAUUUACAUGGACGGAGAUGCUUAUUAUGAUAUGGGUUGUAGGCAUGAUGUGGUCAGAGUGCAAAGAGCUGUGGUUGGAAGGACCCAGGGAAUACAUUCUACAACUAUGGAACGUGCUGGACUUUGGGAUGCUUUCCAUCUUUAUUGCAGCGUUUACAGCCAGACUUCUAGCCUUCAUGCAAGCCACAAAAGCACAACAAUAUGUUGACAAGUAUAUCCAAGAAAGUGAUCUUUCCUUGGUCACGCUGCCACCUGAAAUAGAGUACUUUACAUACGCUAGAGAUAAAUGGCUUCCGUCUGAUCCACAGAUCAUAUCAGAAGGUCUUUAUGCCAUAGCAGUUGUUCUUAGCUUCUCACGCAUUGCCUAUAUAUUGCCAGCGAAUGAGAGCUUUGGACCAUUGCAAAUAUCACUUGGAAGAACUGUUAAAGACAUUUUCAAAUUCAUGGUUCUAUUUAUUAUGGUGUUCCUUGCUUUCAUGAUUGGGAUGUUUAUCCUAUAUUCUUAUUAUCUGGGUGCUAAAGUGAAUUCUGCAUUUACAACAGUUGAAGAAAGUUUUAAAACCCUCUUCUGGUCCAUAUUUGGUCUGUCUGAAGUAACAUCUGUUGUACUGAAAUAUGAUCACAAAUUCAUUGAGAACAUUGGCUAUGUGCUUUAUGGAAUCUACAAUGUAACAAUGGUGGUGGUUCUUCUAAACAUGUUAAUCGCCAUGAUUAACAGCUCAUAUCAAGAAAUAGAGGAUGACAGUGAUGUAGAAUGGAAAUUUGCCCGCUCCAAGCUAUGGUUAUCUUAUUUUGAUGAUGGGAAAACACUGCCUCCACCUUACAGCAUUGUGCCCAGUCCCAAAUCCUUUGUAUAUUUUAUCCUAAAAAUCUUUAACUUUUUGAAGUGCAGAAGAAGGCGGCUGCAGAAAGAUACUGAAAUAGGAAUGGGAGACUCCAAGUCUAGGUUAAAUCUCUUCUCCCAGUCUACUACAAGGGUUUUUGAGUCCCGCAGUUUUAACAGUAUAAUAAAUCAGCCAACACGCUAUCAGCAAAUAAUGAAAAGACUUAUAAAGAGAUAUGUCUUGAGAGCACAAAUGGACAGAGAAAAUGAUGAAGUAAAUGAAGGUGAAUUGAAGGAGAUAAAGCAAGAUAUUUCCAGCCUUCGCUAUGAGCUCUUAGAAGACAAAUCGCAAGCAACGGAAGAGCUGUCCUCUUUGAUUCUCAAACUAAGUGAAAAGCUAAACCUGGGAAUGCGGAGAUGUGAGUGAAUGAUGGAGAAAGCUACUUGGAAAAACAGCACAAACAGCGGCAAUAAUCUCUUAAGUAAAAGGCAUCCUAUACUUGAAAAAAGUGUAGUAAAAUUAGCACACAAAACCUUGUCUUUUAAAAUUGCCAUUUUACAAAUCUAACCUCUUUGUGAUAUUACUUUCAUAAAGCAUCAUUUUGUUGUCAUUUUUAUUUUCUGUCAAUGGACAUGAUUAUAAUGUAGAUACACGGUGUGUAUAUUUGAAUAUUUUUUGCACUGUUAGACAACAUGGGAAAUAUAAUUGUGCCCAGAGUACGACUGUUUUGAUUCCAUUACUGUUAAAGCUAUGUUUACAAAAUUAUCUUUCAUAUUGGCCAAAUUAGCAGUUAUGAUAUAUUAAUGUCUGACAUUCAAUAAUAUAUUCAGCAGUCAAAUAUUUUGUCCAAGAAGAAAACCUGGGCUUUUGAAAUUUUUGAUCUUAUGGAAUGGUUUCUUAACAAGCAGCCAUAACACCAAAUUUUCUGUGUGCAAUGUUUCUUUCAUUCUUCACACUGUUUCCAAAAAGUGAGGCGUUACAUCGCCUUACCUGUUUCUCUGGGAGCUCAUUUGGUGAACCAGUCAUUUUAGAAUACUGAAGGUAUGAGCAAUUCCAACAUACACACGUAGGGGAGAUGUACAAUUAAUGCUUAAGGCAGUGACCAACCAACCCUGUGAGCGAGACAGAGCUUUACUCUUGUGCAAAAUGUUCUGCUGUAAAUCUAUAUAAUUUCCAGGGUGGAUUUUUCCACAAUAGAGUUACAUUGCACAAGGUCAGAAGAUGACAGGCUUGAUUGUGGAUGAUUUAGGAAUAAAACAGCACUAGAAAAAUGAAACCAUUACAUUAAAACAUUAUUACUAUCAUACGGUGUUAUUUCUUUCUCUGCUGUCCAUCCAUAAUAAUCUGCAAAGGCCCCAUAUUCAUAGCAUAACCGUUAUCUUAAUAUGCCAUUAAUGGGAAUAAAUAAUUAGCUUUUGUUGUAAUUGUUACAUAUCAAUUUAAUCUUCCAGUAACUUCAAAGCAAGGGCAUAAUGUGGAACCUACAAAAUAAUGAAUUAUGCAGUGGUACAUUGUUGAAGUAGCAGAACAGGCUACCUAUUCAUUAAUAAAAACCUUCUAAAGCUGGAAUUAAAAAAGCUUACUAGCCUAAUGACAUAAUAAGGCAGUGAGGUAACCAAAUCUGACCCUGGGAGAUGAUUCACAUGGAUGAUAGGAACACAUAAGAAUUGCACUCUUUGAACUAUAACAAGUUCAGAGGUGAACUGCAAUAUUGUAAAAGCUAUGGAAGACUAAAUGCCAGCAUAUAUGCGCAUUAAAGAAACCAUCAUCGUUAUAACAGUUGUUAAUAUUAGGAAAACAUUUUCAUGAAUGGUAAUUAUUUAAUGGAGCAUGUUGUAAAAUAAUAUUUGAUAAAGGACCUUUGGAUAUUAUAAUUUUAGUAAUAACUUUAUAUUUAAUAAUUUAUCACAAACAAUAUACAGAGUUAGCUGUAAAUGACAAGAUGCAAAUAUAAUGUACAGCAAAAGAGCUAUAACUACCAGCAACCCAAUAAUCGUCAAGCGCUGUGGUUGGGAUGAUGAGAGUUGUAGUUCAGCUGCAGCUGGAAAGCCACUUUGAGAAGCAUUGCUGCACAGUACAAUAGUGGCUAAUGGAAGGUGGUGUUAAUUAUAAAGGUGACUAGAGGUUUGGUUUAGUAUUUUUAGCUAUUAAACAGAACAGUAUAAUCUGAUCACAAUACCCCAUUAAGUCACAGAGGGGCAGCAUUUGGGUUUUAUGUAUAUAAUUGUAUUCUCCUUAGUAAUGUACAGUUAAAUAUGGCAAUAAAAAUGAUUGAGUACUAAAA
This is a messenger RNA of Xenopus laevis (African clawed frog), 4849 nucleotides long. It is a transcript of the gene trpc3.L, whose product is annotated as short transient receptor potential channel 3. The transcript has 12 exons. The record is from RefSeq and is a predicted model, not a curated record. The coding region runs from base 238 to 2991 and encodes 917 amino acids. Lineage: Eukaryota; Metazoa; Chordata; Amphibia; Anura; Pipidae.